Ochlerotatus camptorhynchus is the source of this 512-nucleotide messenger RNA. RefSeq names its product general odorant-binding protein 99a-like. The coding region runs from base 83 to 499 and encodes 138 amino acids. The record is from RefSeq and is a predicted model, not a curated record. Gene Ontology annotation, molecular function: odorant binding. NCBI's taxonomy places the organism in Eukaryota, Metazoa, Arthropoda, Insecta, Diptera, Culicidae. The transcript is spliced from 2 exons. Gene Ontology annotation, biological process: sensory perception of smell.
GAAUGGACAUCAGUUCCAUUUCUUCUUUACACACCGUUGAUCGUUGCACUAUUCUACGGGAACCUUCCUCGCCGACAUCAAGAUGAAAUUAUUCAUUGCAGUAUUCGCUCUGAUCGCAGUGGCCGCUGCCGAAUUCACUGUCUCAACCACCGAGGACCUGCAGCGUUUCCGUACGGAAUGCGUUACAUCGCUGAACGUUCCAGCUGAAUCGGUGGAGAAAUUCAAGAAAUGGGAGUUCCCCGAAGACGACAUGACCAUGUGCUACAUCAAGUGCGUGUUCAACAAGAUGCAACUGUUCGACGACACCGAGGGACCACUGGUAGACAACCUGGUCCAGCAGUUGGCUCACGGCCGUGAUGCCGAAGAGGUCCGAACGGAAGUCCUGAAGUGCGUCGACAAGAACACCGAUGACAACACCUGCCAUUGGGCGUUCCGUGGAUUCAAGUGCUUCCAGAAGAACAACUUGUCGCUGAUCAAGGCAAGCAUCAAGAAAGAUUAAGUGCAAUGCUGUU